Trichoderma virens Gv29-8 is the source of this 321-nucleotide messenger RNA. RefSeq lists its product as uncharacterized. The transcript has a single exon. NCBI's taxonomy places the organism in Eukaryota, Fungi, Ascomycota, Sordariomycetes, Hypocreales, Hypocreaceae. Bases 1 to 321 code for a protein of 106 amino acids. The record is from RefSeq and is a predicted model, not a curated record.
AUGGUUUUCAAGCUGCUUAAACACCUUACUCUCUUGUUUGUCCUCCUCGGACUAGCCCUGGCUGAAUAUGGUGCCGUCUCCUCUGAGGUGACGGCAAUAUCUAUUCAUGGCCAGCGAGGCGACAUUUUGACUUAUCACGACAAUUCAUCUACCUUCAAUGCCUCAACACCCGCAUCACCAUCCUCCAUCAAGGCAUCGUCUUUCAAUAUUGAGAGAUCCCGAUUAAAGGCGGACUUGACAAAUCUCAUACUGCAGGAGCCCGGAUUCGCCCUCCUCAGUGUCACGUUUGUGCUCAUGAGCGGAGGCAUGAUAUUUUUAUAG